Acanthocheilonema viteae is the source of this 585-nucleotide messenger RNA. Lineage: Eukaryota; Metazoa; Nematoda; Chromadorea; Rhabditida; Onchocercidae. The record is from the annotation of a GenBank genome assembly.
AUGAGUGGCAAUGCGGAAUGUGCGUGGGCAGUUGCGGAAAAGCAACGAAUCAUUGAUGUAUGCAAACAAUUCGCUCGUAAAGUUGGAUGGAAAAAAAAUGGAGAAGGUCGCGAAUAUCAUGUUGAAAUGCUGAAUUAUUUGCGAACUUUGCCAGCAAAAAUAUUCGAAGGUUCCAUCUUUAGUCGUAAUUGGAUAAAUGCAAGCCGCACAGGUAUUAUAUUAGCACCUGUGAUUGACGGCGAUUUCUUACCAAAAUCAAUCAAAGAAUUAAGGAAGGAAGCACCGAUUAAAAGUUGUAUAGUUGGAACAUGUAAAUAUGAAAGUUUAGUUUUUGCUGCAAUUUCACAUUCAUCGUUUACAUUACGCGGUAUUGAUAAAAUAUUAAAUUCAUAUAUUAGCGCUGAAGAAUAUGAUGGUUAUGAGGAAUUACGAAGGAAAACGAAGAAUUAUUAUUUAAAUAAUAUCGAUAUUAACAAUAAAUUAGCGGUUGCUCGAACAUGCGAAGAGGCUAAUUUUUACUGUUUGCUUAUUUCAAUAAAUAUCGAAAUAAAAUGUGAAAUUUUGGCUUUAUCUCAUUAUGAUUGA